AGUACCUUUAAUUAACCACUUCUAGAUCCAUCAAGUACACACACAAACGUUGUAAUCCUCACAAGAACCACCUCUACACUUUUCAUAACUCUUUCAACCUCUCAUCACCCACUUCAUCAAGAUGCAAUACAACAACUUAGGCCGGUCAGGUCUAAAAGUCAGCCAACUCUCCUACGGAGCAUGGGUAAGUUUCGGCAACCAGCUCGACGUCAAAGAGGCAAAAUCUCUUCUCCAAUGCUGCCGCGACCACGGCGUAAACUUCUUCGACAACGCAGAAGUCUACGCCAAUGGUCGCGCAGAGGAGAUCAUGGGGCAGGCAAUCAAAAGCCUUGACUGGAAACGGUCUGACAUCGUUGUUUCGACAAAGAUCUUCUGGGGAGGACAAGGACCGAAUGAUAAGGGGCUGUCAAGGAAGCAUAUUGUGGAAGGGACGAAAGCGUCGUUGAAGAGGCUGGGGAUGGAGUAUGUGGAUGUUGUUUAUUGUCAUAGGCCGGAUGUUUGUACACCGAUUGAGGAGACUGUAAGAGCAAUGAAUUUUGUUAUUGAUCAAGGUUGGGCUUUUUAUUGGGGGACUAGUGAGUGGUCUAGUCAGCAGAUUACUGAAGCUUGGGCUGUUGCUAAUAGGUUGGAUUUGGUUGGACCGGUUGUUGAACAGCCUGAGUAUAACCUCUUGAACAGGCACAAGGUUGAGUCUGAGUAUCUUCCCCUGUAUUCUAGUUAUGGAAUUGGUCUCACCACUUGGAGUCCACUUGCGUCUGGAGUCCUUACUGGAAAAUACAAGAAAGGAGUUAUUCCCCCAGACAGCCGUUUUGCUUUGGAAAAUUACAAGAAUCUUGCAUCUCGAUCACUGGUUGAUGAUGUGCUCAAAAAGGUUGAUGGUCUGAAGCCAAUAGCAGAUGAACUUGGUGUGCCAUUAGCACAACUCUCAAUUGCAUGGUGUGCUGCUAAUCCUAAUGUUUCGUCAGUUAUCUGUGGCGCUACAAAAGAAUCUCAGAUUCAUGAGAAUAUGAAGGCUAUUGAAGUCGUUAAACUACUAACUCCUGCUGUGAUGGAGAAGAUUGAGGCUGUUGUUCAAAGCAAACCAAAGCGCGCUGAUUCAUACAGAUGAAUUUAAGGUUUCUCAUAUGAUACAGACAUAUAUUGUUUGUAUUGAUGCGGUUUCCUCCUUUUAUUAAGUAUUCCAAAUGUAUUUAGGAGCAAUGUACUCCAAGGAUUUAAGACUGGGAUUUGGGUUUACAUUAUCCUCUUGGAUAAAUAUAUGCUUAUGGCUUUUGGAUAGUUUUUUCUUUUAAAAUAUCAGGGUAUUGUUUGGAUUUUGAUAUAGUCCAGAUGUUUCUCUUGAUCCAUGUAGUUAUAUCUACCAUGGACAAGACAUGAUUAAGAGCAUGUUUGGAUUUGAUUUAUGGGAGCUUAUCUACUGACAUAAAUUUUGUGA
Medicago truncatula (barrel medic) is the source of this 1435-nucleotide messenger RNA. Its product is annotated as probable voltage-gated potassium channel subunit beta. The record is from RefSeq and is a predicted model, not a curated record. Lineage: Eukaryota; Viridiplantae; Streptophyta; Magnoliopsida; Fabales; Fabaceae. The transcript is spliced from 4 exons. The coding region runs from base 122 to 1108 and encodes 328 amino acids.